Exophiala spinifera is the source of this 1716-nucleotide messenger RNA. RefSeq lists its product as uncharacterized. Gene Ontology annotation, biological process: transmembrane transport; carbohydrate transport. The coding region runs from base 1 to 1716 and encodes 571 amino acids. Lineage: Eukaryota; Fungi; Ascomycota; Eurotiomycetes; Chaetothyriales; Herpotrichiellaceae. The record is from RefSeq and is a predicted model, not a curated record. The transcript is spliced from 5 exons. Gene Ontology annotation, cellular component: plasma membrane. Gene Ontology annotation, molecular function: carbohydrate:proton symporter activity.
AUGGCUCCCCAAACAGCCUUCAUGACCGUCCACUUCGACCAGUACAACCCCAACUCUGAAAAGGGAACAGACACCAGGGCCUCGCUUGCGUCGCUCGACUAUUCCCCUCUUCGCCGCGUAACAUGGAGAUCCUUUCUCAUGGGAGUUCUUGUGUCGAUGGGUGGUUUGAUCUUCGGUUACGACACCGGUCAGAUUUCAGGCUUUCUUGAAAUGCCGGAUUUCCUCGAUCGUUUUGGGCAGCGCAAGCCCGAUGGCACCCCCCAUUUCAGCAACGUCAGAUCUGGUUUGAUUGUCGGUCUGUUGUCGAUUGGCACAUUGAUUGGCGCCUUGGUCGCAGCUCCGAUCGCUGACCGCAUGGGCCGUCGGCUGUCCAUUUCCGCCUGGUGCCUCAUCGUUGCUGUUGGCUUUGUGAUCCAAAUCGCUGCCAACACGAGCUGGGUGCAAGUCAUGGUCGGUCGUCUUGUCGCCGGUUUCGGCGUCGGUGCUCUCAGUUUGCUUGUCCCCAUGUAUCAGGCCGAGACAUCUCCGCCCUGGAUCCGAGGAGCCCUGGUGUGCACCUAUCAACUUUUCAUCACCCUGGGCAUCUUUCUGGCGGCUUGCUUCAACUAUGGGACAUAUACUCAUCAAAGGUCAAAUUCUGGCUCGUGGCGUAUUGUCAUUGGACUCGGAUGGCUCUGGACCAUCAUUCUUGGUGUCGGCAUUCUUUUUUUUCCAGAGACCCCUCGGUAUGACUACCGAAGAGGACAAAGAGAGCGGGCGAAGGAAACCCUCAUGAAAGUGUACGGCGCUCCUGCGCAUCACUACAGCGUCCACGUGCAGAUGGAAGAGAUCGACAACAAGCUUCGCGCCGAGGUGCAGACCAAGGGUAACCCCGUCAGCGAAUUCAUUGGCAUGUGGAGGGCCCCUCGCAUGCGGUACAGACUCCUGCUGGGUAUGGCGCUCCAGAUGUUUCAGCAGCUGACCGGUGCCAAUUACUUCUUCUACUACGGCACCACCAUCUUUCAAUCGGUCCAAAUCAGCUCGUUCGUGACGCAGAUGAUCUUGAACGGCAUCAACUGGGGAGUGACCUUCAUUGGCUUGUACCUCGUUGAGCAUUACGGCCGUAGAAAGUCCCUCAUUGCUGGAAGCAUGUGGAUGUUUGUGUGCUUCAUGAUCUUCGCUUCCGUGGGACAUUUUAGUCUGGACCUUGAUGACCCUGCCCGAACGCCUUCCGCCGGCGUGGCUCUCAUCGUCUUCGCUUGUCUUUUCAUCCUGGGUUUUGCAACCACCUGGGGUCCGAUGGUGUGGACAAUCCAAGCGGAAAUCUAUCCCUCCAAGUACCGAGCCAAGGCCAUGUCUCUUGCUACCGCCAGCAAUUGGAUUUGGAACUUCCUGAUUGCCUUCUUCACCCCAUUCAUCACGGCUGCCAUCGAUUUCAGAUAUGGCUAUGUCUUUGCAGCGUGUAACGUUGUCGCAGGAAUCUUGGUCUACUUCUUCGUCAUCGAGGGACAAGGACGGACGCUCGAGGAAAUAGACACAAUGUACCUGGAACACGUCAGCCCGAGAAAGAGUGCCAAAUGGGUUCCACCGCCGGCCGCCGAAAUGGCCAGGAUCCAGAGGGAAGCAGGCACAGCCGAAAUUCCAAAGCCAGAACGAGGUGUGUACAGCGGUGAGACGGAACGAAAUGACCUUUCAGGAGAAAACAACAAAACGGCCCAUCAGGAAGAGUACGCUUGA